This is a messenger RNA of Mesocestoides corti, 600 nucleotides long. The record is from the annotation of a GenBank genome assembly. NCBI's taxonomy places the organism in Eukaryota, Metazoa, Platyhelminthes, Cestoda, Cyclophyllidea, Mesocestoididae.
AUGACGGUUUUCCUACCUUUGGUCCUUCUAUCUGCAAAUAUACUUCUGGCCCGUGGAACCGACAUUGAAGGACUAAUUGUUCCACCUCUAGGUGCUCAUUCUAACUGGGCCGUUGAUACGAAGAUCCGUGUUGAUGGCAGUAAAUACUUAGGCUUUGUUAAGCCCGAUGGGAAUUUUGUGGUUUCGGAUGUACCUCCGGGCUCCUAUCUUGUUGAAUUCACUAAUCCCGCCUAUCUAAUCCAGCCUGUCCGGGUCGACAUCAACUCAAAAGGCAAAAUUCGUGCAAGAAGUGUCAAUGUUUUGCAAACAAAUGCUGUUAAGGCCGUCGCUUAUCCCCUUCGUAUUACAACAGUUGGUAAAGCACUUUUUUUCCAGCCCCGUGAGCAGUUGCGCACCUUAGACCUGCUCUUGAAUCCUACCGUCUUGUUAAUGGUUGUACCAUUACUCCUGGUGAUGGUUCUUCCAAAGCUAAUGGACACCAACGACCCAGAAUUCAAAGAAAUGCAAAAGACGAGUCUUUUCGGUGGACGAAACAAAGAGGCAACAGAAAUAAGCGAUGCAAGUUUCUUUUUGCACAGAAAUUUCACACCUUUAUGGUAG